AUGAAGCGUUCCCACCUGCUGGUUCUGGUCGUUGUGGGAUCAGCAGCUGGCAUUCCCUUAUGGUCUUCCAGGGCCAAGAGCUCCGUGGGAGACAUUACGAACAGGUUCCUUGCAGUCGAUUUCACUGGUUCUGCGCCUGUCACUUCUGUACUAGCUAUCACCGAACUCAGCGGUUCUGUCACUGAACUGCCUUCCUCCACUGGUGUUGCGUCGAUUCCUGCUGAUUAUCAUCAUAUCAAGAGAGACCCCCUGUCGAGGUCUUCUGAAAUGUCUACCGUGACGUCCACGGAGAGUAAAACGACCGCGGAGCCAACAGAGACAUCGACAAAGACGACUGGAAAGACCUCGACAACCUCUGGAGGGUUGACCGUGACAUCUACCGAUGGUACAACAACCGUAGAGCCGACAGAGACAUCGACAAAGACGACUGGAGGAUCGACCGUGAAGUCUACCGAUGGUACUACAACUGUGGAGCCAACGGAGACAUCGACUGUAACGACUUCAAAGACCACUGGAGACACAACUGUGACAUCCACCCAUGGUACUACAAUUGUUGCUCCAACGGAGACUACUACCAGGACAACUGAAACGACUUCGAGGACAUCUGGAGGUUCGACUGUGACAUCCACUGAUAGCACUACAACUGAUACGCCAACGGGUAGCUCCACCAAGACGACUGGAACGUCUUCAAAGACCACCGAACACUUGACUGUGACGUCCACCCCUAGUACUGCAACUGUUGAGCCGACAGGAAGUUCGAUCAAGACUUCCAUGCCAACCUCGUCAUCUACCACAUCGACCAGGCCUACUGACGAUCCAACUAGUCCUCCGACAGAGCCUCCUGUUCCGACAAAGCAUCCUACUUCCACAGAGAGCACUAUCCCGAUAGUGACUCCAAUCCCAACUCGGAGUCCUACCCCGACAGAGAGUCCUAUUCCAACCCAGAUCCCUACCCAAACGUCUGUCCCGACAAGAACUACCUCAGGGACAGAGUCGGGCUCGAGUCCAAAUAUACCGACACAGAAUCCGACUAGGCAUUCAACUGAGUCUUUGCCCCCGACUUCGUCUUCUACGAAAAUAACGUCUAGCACGUCUCCUGGCAGUCCAACGAUUCCAACCUGGGACCCCACUAGUAGCCCUAGCACAAGAACUGUCCCAGCACCAACUCCUACCAGCAACCCUUCUACCACAAUGACUCCUACAGAGACACCGUCUAGCACGACGUCUUCUAGUAGUUCCGCUAUAUCAUCCCAGGAUCCCACCAGCAGCCCGACCACGAGUACCACCCCAACGACAAUCCCUACCAGCGGUCCCUCGGGCACAACAACGCCGACAACAUCGUUUAUACCUACGCACUCACCUACAAGUCGUCCUAGUGUGAGUAUUCCCGACACGAGCACUGUACCAAUACCAAUCACAGUGCCUUCUAGCACGCCUUCAAGGACAGUGUCUCCAACAACGCUUACUAGUCCAACCCAGGAUCCCACCAGUCGAUCCAGUGUUGGUAGAUCUAGCACUUUCAGCACGAGCACUGUGCCGAUAACAGUGCCUUCCAGCACGUCUUCCGGACCAGUUUCUACCACAAGAUCUGCUACUCCUACCCAGGACCCUACCAGUCGUCCUAGUUCGAGUAGUCCUGGCACGAGCACUAUUCCAACAACAGUGCCUUCUAGCUCACCUUCAGGAACAGUGUCUCCGACCACAUCCACAAGUCCAAGCGCGCCUACUAGUCCAACUACGUCCGCUAGCCCCACCCAAGAUCCCACCAGUCGCCCCAGCGCGAGUAAUCCUGGCACGAGCAUGGUACCGACAACAGCGCCUUCUAGCAGCACGUCUAUAGGAACAGUGCCCACGACUACGUCCGUUUCUCCCACGUCGAGCUCGCCCGGAACUGUGUCGCCAACCACGUCUGCAACUCCUACUCAGGAUCCUACCAGCCGUUCUAGUUCAAGUAUUCCUAGUACUAGCACUGUACGGGCAACAGGGCCUUCUAGCAGCACGCCUUCAGGAAUAGCGUCUCCAACUACAUCUACUGCUUCUAGCCAGGAUCCCACCAGUCGUCCGAGCAGCCCUAGUACGAGUUCCGUACAGAUACCAGUGCCUUCUAGCAGCACGCCUACCGAAACUGUGUCCCCACCUACAUCUGCUACUCCGACUCAGAGUACCACUAGAACCGUGUCUCCUACAUCUAUUAUGCCUACUCAGGAUCCCACCAGUCGCCCUAGCACGACGCUAACAACGAUCCCUUCUCGGAGCUCCCCUGCAACUGCGUCUCCUACAAGCCCGGUAAUUCCAACUAAGCUUCCUACCAGCAGUGGAAGUACUCCUGGUACGAGUACGGUGACAAUAACCGUGCCUUCUAGCUCUUCUUCUGGAACAGUGUCUCCAACUACCUCUGCUAGCCCGACUCUGGACCCCACCAGCCGCCCUAGCAUGAGCGUCACGCCGACGACAGUCUCCUCUCAGAGUUCACCUGAGACUGUGUCUCCAAGUACGUCUGCUACUCCCAUACUGGACCCCACAAGUCGUCCCAGCAUGAGUGUCACGCCAACGACAGUCCCUUCUCCGAGCUCCCCUGAAACAGUGUCUCCUACAAGCCCUGUGAUUCCAACGAAGCUCCCUACUAGUCAUCCUGGCAUAAGCACCCCAUCAACAAUUAUUACUUCUAGUACACUUUCUUCAACCACUGCACUUCCCACUGAGGACCCUACCAGGUCGCCGCCAGAAACCGGUUCUUCUACGCGCGUGCCCCCCGUUAGUCCGACCAGUACUGUUUUGUCUACUCCUAUAGGCACCACGGAGCCAACCACCGGGUCCGCGAGCAAGACUCGGAGGACUGGCGUGGAUCCAACCAGGAUUCCGAGCAGCACCCCGACUCCUAGCACUGGCGUGGACCCCACCCCGAGCGAGACGUCGAGCACUGGCGUAGACCCGACCAGAGCCCCAACGAGCGCCUCAACUCCCAGCACCGGCGUAGAUCCGACCAGGGUUCCAACGAGCGCCCCGACUGUCACUAGAACGCCGAGUACCGGCGUGGACGCGACUAGAGUCCCAACGAGCGCCUCAACUCCCAGCACCGGCGUGGAUCCGACCAGGAUUCCAACGAGCACUCCAGUCCCAAGCAAGACAUCGAGUACCGGCGUGGAUCCGACAAGAGUUCCAACAAGUGCUACAACCCCCAGCACUAGGGUGGAUCCAUCGAGAGCUCCCACGAGCGGCCCGACUCCAAGCAGGACGUCGAGCACUGGAGUAUAUCCGACCGGGAUUCCAACGAGCACACCUACUCCUAGCACUGGCGUGGAUCCGACCAGGAUCCCAACGAGCACCCCGACCCCGAGCAAGACAUUAAGCACUGGCGUGGACCCAACAAGAGUUCCAACGAGCGGUCCGAGUCCCAGCAGGACCCCCAGCACCGGCGUGGAUCCUACGAGAAUCCCAAGCAGCACUCCGACCCCAAGUAGUAUCCCGCCUCCGAGCAGGACGCCUAGCUCUAGCAUGAGUCCGACGAAACUUCCCACCAGCACUCCAAUCCCCACCAUUACACUUCCGCCAUCGACCACGAUCACAGAAACAGUAACCGAGACAAGGACUACUUGGAUCCCUAGACCGACUGAACCUGGCGGGGAUGAACCGGAUGAGCCGGAGGACCCCCCGGGCAAAAAGUGCUACUGGACCAAGGUCUGCCCCGAGCCCAUUUAUACCAUCAUGGCAUAA
This is a messenger RNA of Aspergillus campestris IBT 28561, 3714 nucleotides long. RefSeq lists its product as uncharacterized. The record is from RefSeq and is a predicted model, not a curated record. The transcript is spliced from 2 exons. NCBI's taxonomy places the organism in Eukaryota, Fungi, Ascomycota, Eurotiomycetes, Eurotiales, Aspergillaceae. The coding region runs from base 1 to 3714 and encodes 1237 amino acids.